ACGGCAUGGGUGUCGUCUACCGCGACCUCAAGCCCGAGAACUGUCUCCUCGAUGCCGAUGGCCACGUGAAGAUUGUUGACUUUGGUCUGGCAAAGGAAGUCGGACCGGUGGUCUGGCGCACCGAGGGCUCUGCGCUGUACUCAGUCGAGGAGGGCGGCAAGACUGGUACCUUCUGUGGCACUCCCGAGUAUCUUGCACCCGAGGUGCUUCUGCGCCAGCGCUACGGCAAGGAAGUUGACUGGUACUGCCUGGGUGCUGUUCUCUUUGAGAUGCUAACAGGUCUACCGCCGUUUUACGAUCAGGACAACAACAUAAUGUACCGUCGGAUCCUGCACGAGCCACUGCGCUUCCCAAUGUCGCUUCCAAACCCCCUACGCGGCAAUGGUACCUACAACGAUAGCUGCGGCAUUGUGCCCGGCGCAGGCGUCGGAAAGCUGGCACAGGACUUUAUCACGCGCAUUCUUGAGCGCGACCCGCAGAAGCGCCUGGGCAACGGCGUGUUUGGUACUGAAAACGUUAAACGUCAUCCCUUCUUCCACGGCAUUGAGUGGCCCAAGAUUCACCGCCAAGAGUACGCGCCGCCAUUUGUGCCCAAGGUCAGCUCAAUAUUUGAUCUCAGCAACAUUGACCCCGAGUUCCGCAACGAGCCUAUCCCCGAGUCCAUCCUUGCCGAGGGCCAGGUGGAUAUCAUUGCUGAGGCCGCUGAGGCUGAGCGCCAGGCUGAGCUCGCCAUGCAGGCGCAGUUGUCGGCGUUCCCGUCGCCAAUGAGCACUCCCGCGACGGCUGCUAACGCCAGCGGUUACUUCCAGCACCAGCAGGCACGGAUGGGUACCAACCCGUCGCAUCCCCUGAACUCACUGCCGCCCUCACUGCGCAACUCGUAUGGUCCUCCUGAGGCUGCCGGUGGCGACGCAUUCCAGGGAUUCUCAUUUGUAUCACCGUGGGUUGACAUGCCGAUGACCAGUAGUUUCAAUUUUUUGCACAUAAUUAUUUAUUUACUUCCAUAUUAUACUAUAAGAAAAGAAUGAGGCUACAAAU
This is a messenger RNA of Kickxella alabastrina, 1038 nucleotides long. Its product is annotated as kinase-like domain-containing protein. NCBI's taxonomy places the organism in Eukaryota, Fungi, Kickxellomycota, Kickxellomycetes, Kickxellales, Kickxellaceae. The annotation marks the transcript as partial. Gene Ontology annotation, biological process: protein phosphorylation. The record is from RefSeq and is a predicted model, not a curated record. The transcript has a single exon. Gene Ontology annotation, molecular function: ATP binding; protein serine/threonine kinase activity.